CAUCAUAUUCUAUCGUAUUUUUCCAUUGUUCUUGUCUUCUCAACGAAAGGCGAAUCUUAUUGCGUGGCAAUUGAGAAAUACAAGGAAAAUGUCUAACUUUAGGAGUAGCAUAUUUUUAAUAUUUUGUGGGAUAUGUUGUGCAGCAGCGCUUUCCACAAAAACACCAAUUUUAGCACCAACAUUCAGCAAAACAUACACGGUAAAAGGAACUUUGUAUAUACCAUAUGCAGAAAUUCGAGAGCCUUUUUAUGCAUGGUAUGAUGGCAGCAGUGGAUCUAGUCGAAUUGAUUACUAUGGAGGAAUGGUCAAGACUUUUCAAUUGUCACAUAAAGGGGAAUUUGGUGCCAGCAUAAAAAUAGCCCCUGUUACCACUGAAACUGUUAAUAAUAAAGAAACAUGUCUUCAAGUAAAUGGCACUAUCAAUCUCAAGAUACAGCCUCAAUCUAUUGUUCCAGAUGCUUCUGAAAUGGAGUGCAUUGGUGAAGAGAUGAUCAAUGGAUUGUCGUGCGAGAAAUGGCGGCUUGUACAAGAAAUUGGAGGAAAAACGAACAAAUAUACACUCUGGAUUCGUUAUAAAAAAUCACCAUCUUUACCGCAAGUUAAAGAACCUAUUCCUGUUAGAUAUGAAAUGAGAGGAUUUAAUAGUCUCUUAGGCUCGCAUUAUGAUCAUUAUUAUUUGGAGUAUGAUUGGUAUUCUUUUGAUAAACCUUCUGACGACGUUUUUCAAAUCACAGAAAAUGCAACAUGCAUUAGCUUCCCAGGACCAGGUGAAAAACACAUAUAUACUUUUAAUCCAAUGCGUGAAUUUGUUCAUAACUAUGAGGAUCAUUUGCAUGAAGCUUUUGAUACAUUCAAAAAAACUCAUAAGAAAUAUUACAAGAAUGACUUGGAUCAUAUAUAUCGCAAAGAACUAUUUAGACAAAAUAUAAGAUAUAUUCAUUCUAUAAAUCGCGCCAAUUUAGGCUAUCAGUUAGAAGUAAAUUAUUUGGCAGAUCGCAAUGAUCUUGAAUUAAAAGCUUUACGAGGCAAGCAAUACACUCCGGGUUACAAUGGUGGUGCAUCAUUCCCACAUGAUAUUGAAAAAGAAAUUGCAGAUGUUCCCGACAGUAUAGAUUGGCGAUUGUAUGGUGCUGUGACACCAGUCAAAGAUCAAUCAGUUUGUGGUUCUUGUUGGAGUUUUGGUACCACUGGAACAAUAGAAGGUGCAUACUAUCUGAAGUAUAAUAAGUUAGUACGUCUGUCCCAACAGGCUCUUAUUGAUUGUUCGUGGGGCUAUGGUAAUAACGGAUGCGACGGUGGAGAAGAUUUCCGUUCAUAUCAAUGGAUCAUGAAACAUGGUGGUUUACCUACCGAAGACGAUUAUGGUAGUUACUUGGGACAGGAUGGAUUCUGUCAUGUAAAUAAUGUAACAUUGACUGCUAAGAUCAAGGGAUUCGUCAAUGUUACUCCACGUAACGUAGAUGCUUUGAAGAUCGCCAUUGCUAAGCAUGGUCCUAUUUCCGUUGCUAUCGAUGCCUCUCACAAGACAUUCUCUUUUUAUUCUCACGGAGUGUAUUACGAUCCAACUUGUGGCAAUACAGAAGAUACAUUAGAUCACGCUGUUUUGGCCGUUGGAUACGGCACUAUGAAUGGAAAGGGUUAUUGGCUGAUAAAGAACUCCUGGUCGAAUUACUGGGGCAAUGAUGGAUAUAUUCUAAUGGCUCAACAAGACGACAAUUGCGGAGUUCUUCUUGCUCCUACAUAUGUUACUAUGUAAAAAUAUCUAUCUCUUUAUAAAAAAACGUCUUUAUUUUUAUUUUUAAGAAUUGAAACAUUAUAUAGAAUGCUCUCUAGGGUCUUUAAUGAGUAAAAAAUACAAGUAUAAGUAAGAGAAAAAUUAGGAGAGGCUACAUAAAAUAUAUUUAGUUGGUUAGCUACAUGUUUCAUAACGAACAUAAGCUAUAAUAAAUUGUUGAAAAUUUCACUUAUUAUAU
Molecule: messenger RNA, 1973 nt
Organism: Camponotus floridanus (Florida carpenter ant)
Lineage: Eukaryota; Metazoa; Arthropoda; Insecta; Hymenoptera; Formicidae
Gene: 26-29-p
Product: digestive cysteine proteinase 1
Exons: 12
Coding region: 89-1756 (555 amino acids)
Biological process (GO): immune response
Cellular component (GO): lysosome
Molecular function (GO): cysteine-type endopeptidase activity
Source: RefSeq, a predicted model, not a curated record